GCUGAGUGGUGGCCGGGUAUGGAGGCGAAGGCGGCACCCAAGCCAUCUGCAGGCGGCACGUGCUCGGUGUCGGCAGAGGAGACCGAAAAGUGGAUGGAGGAGGCAAUGCGCAUGGCCAAAGAAGCCCUCGAAAAUACUGAAGUUCCUGUUGGCUGCCUUAUGGUCUACAACAGUGAAGUUGUAGGGAAGGGGAGAAAUGAAGUUAACCAAACCAAAAAUGCUACUCGACAUGCAGAAAUGGUGGCCAUCGAUCAGGUCCUCGAUUGGUGUCGUCAAAGUGGCAAGAGUCCCUCUGAAGUAUUUGAACACACUGUGUUAUAUGUCACUGUGGAGCCGUGCAUUAUGUGUGCAGCUGCUCUCCGCCUGAUGAAAAUCCUGCUGGUUGUAUAUGGCUGUCAGAAUGAACGAUUUGGUGGUUGUGGCUCUGUUCUAAAUAUUGCCUCUGCUGACCUACCAAACACUGGGAGACCAUUUCAGUGUAUCCCUGGAUAUCGGGCUGAGGAAGCAGUGGAAAUGUUAAAGACCUUCUACAAACAAGAAAAUCCAAAUGCACCAAAAUCGAAAGUUCGGAAAAAGGAAUGUCAGAAAUCUUGAACAUGUUUUGGUGAAAGAACCAAGUGACCCAAAGUGACCUGGACAAGAUUCAUAGACUGAAAGCUGUUGACGUCGUUGAAUCAUAUGUUUAUAUAUUGUUUUUAAUCUGCGGGAAAAUGGUGUCUCUCAUCAUUUGCUCUGUUAAGGGAACAAAUUAGCACUUUUUAGAAGUCUGACAAUUGUAAACAGUUAUUAGCUUUUCCACAAGCUGAUUCCCAUUUUAAGAUGGGGGAAAAUUAAGGUUUGAGGUUUUAGAAAUUAGCAAGUAGUACGUACCCCUCUAGCCACAAGUGCCCAGUCCAGGCAAGUGCUGACUUUUUAGAGAAUGUGUGGCCAGACCCAGGGACCUGGAGUGUGUCUGGACUGCAGUUUGCCACCCUGAGAACACCUUCUCCAGGACUGGCAUUUCAGAGUCAGAUUCUUCAUUUUUUUGCAGCUGCGAUGUUCUCCCAGGGCACUGGGGGCUGUGACUUCUCUCUAAAUUGUAUAUAAGUUGUGUAUAUAGAGAUCGUAAUUAUAUGGUCCUUAGAAAAGACUUUGCUUUUAUAAAGCAUUUAGAGAAAAUGCAUACUUUUAAAACAAGUGCUUGAGUUGUCACUUAAAAAUUAUAGCAUAUUGCUAUAAUAAAACCUUAUUUAUGUCUUAUUUGAAGAUGAAUAGUCUUAAAAGAUAAAGACAUAAAUGGGACAAUUGUUAUUGAGCAAAAGACCAAAUUAUCCCGCCCUCGUGGAGCUUAUAUUCUAGCAAGGGGAGAUGGAUAUGAUAGAUUACACAGUUUAUUGGAGGACAAUAAGAGUUACGGCAAAAAGCAAAAGGAACACAGGGUAAAGGGGAUCGGUGCCAUUUGGUGGUGAGAAUACUGACUGAAAAAUAGAAUGGUCAAUUUAAUCUGAAACAAACAGUUAUUUCUUUUAAGAUCCAUAUAAUAAAUUUAAAAUCUAAAAUGUAAAACUUUGAACACAACACUGGAAAGGGUAUCCACAGCAGGAAGUCCCCAGUUCACCUCCCUGACUACAGGGCAGCUUUGCACAGCCCCACUGGGCGCACUGUGUGCCUCUGCCCAGAAGGGGGCCUCGCCGUUCCACCAGAAGCUCAGCUCCAAUCCCUGGAGGGGCUGCUGCUCCUCAGUUGCAUUUCUUCAGUAGAUUCAUUUCCUUGAUGCAAAGCAUCUGUAUUUGUUGGUUCUGUCAUUUGAGCGAUGUCUCUGACUUGUUUGUUUUGAAUUACAUUACAGGCUGGAAUGUAAUUGUGGUGAAAGUAUUUUUAUAUUGCUGAGAGUAGCAGCUAAUCACAGUUACAUGCUUCAGAGGACUUAUAAUUGCUUGGUUUUGUGUGUGUGUGUGUGUGUGUGUGUGUUUUUAACUGCAUUUGAAAAGUUUUAUGGAGAAUAUGCAUGAUUUUAAAUCUGUGAUAAUGUUACGUGCACCUUCAAUUUCAUCCACUUUAAAAAUUAUCUUCUCAUUAAAUUUUAGUGCUUUGACUAGUUUGUUCCUUUUUGCAGUUGGUCGUAAUUCAUUUCUGGCUUCUUAUGCUUUUCUGCAAGCAGAUUUCAUUGCAUUUAUUGUGUUCAUAUCAUUUUCUUGGGGAUUAUUUGUAGGACAACCAACCUGGAGUUUUGCCUCUGUGGAGUACCGCCCAGUAAGUCUGGCUGAGCAUCUUAUGUCCAGUAGGUUCUUGGUAAACAUUUGCUAAAUGAAAUUACUGAUUGAAAUUUGGGGAAAAGUGAAUAAUAAGACUAUCUAGAACAAAAAGCCAAAGCCGAAAAUAGUAUAUGAGUAUUCUAGCCCAGAGACUGUCACUACUAAAAGAAUCAAGGAAAUAAUAAAAUGAUAGACAGGGAAGAAUAGAAAAGACUUAACAAUACACUUAUGUUCCAUCUUUGCUGUUUUGGAGAAUGGUGGAUAAGUAGUGUUUCCUGAUUCUGAAGCAUAGCUGAACAAUUUAAUUGUGGUUUAGCACCUUUUUGGUUCCCUCUUCAGUGAUUGACCUAUCGAAAAUCUGUCCUAAAUGUUUGGACUGGGGCACAGUUCCCUCCAUCACUUUGGGGGAAAAUCAUUAAUAUGGCAUACUGCAGAUUGGAGGGCAGGACCGCUGAGGGUGUCAUAGACAUUAGCUCUGUGGAAUUCUGCUAGCAUUUCCAAGUGAUGAUGAGGAAUUAUAGAUAUAUGUUGAGGUCAUUCAGCUUCCUGAGUACCACAUUCCCCAGCUACUUAGACAUGGGUUAAAAUAUUAAGAUGUCCUAGUUCAAAAGCUUGAAUUCAAUUGAUUGAUACUGAUAGUGCCUGUCCAAGAGACCAGCUGAAAGAUUUGUUUUGUGUACAAAAUAGUUCUGAAAGUGGUGAGAUACAAAAAGGUUUUAGAAUCACUGCCCUGUUGAGAGAAGUUAGGGGGAAAUGAUUACAUUUAGAAGCUGCUAGAGUUAUCCAGUGUUUGCUGGUCUUUGCAACAAACUGUGGAGAAUGUGUGGUAUGUAAUGCUUUGGUAGGCUUCAAUCACUGAUAAAAGAUCAUGUUAAAAUA
Messenger RNA from Symphalangus syndactylus (siamang), 3113 nucleotides. It is a transcript of the gene ADAT2, whose product is annotated as adenosine deaminase tRNA specific 2. Gene Ontology annotation, cellular component: nucleus; cytoplasm. The record is from RefSeq and is a predicted model, not a curated record. Gene Ontology annotation, biological process: tRNA wobble adenosine to inosine editing. Gene Ontology annotation, molecular function: zinc ion binding; tRNA-specific adenosine-34 deaminase activity. Lineage: Eukaryota; Metazoa; Chordata; Mammalia; Primates; Hylobatidae.